Molecule: messenger RNA, 1216 nt
Organism: Euleptes europaea (tarantolino)
Lineage: Eukaryota; Metazoa; Chordata; Lepidosauria; Squamata; Sphaerodactylidae
Gene: FAM110C
Product: family with sequence similarity 110 member C
Exons: 2
Coding region: 36-1118 (360 amino acids)
Biological process (GO): regulation of cell projection assembly; positive regulation of cell migration
Cellular component (GO): cell cortex
Molecular function (GO): alpha-tubulin binding
Source: RefSeq, a predicted model, not a curated record
GGACUGUGAGUGAGCUUGGAACACCUGGACCUGCUAUGCCAACGGAAAUCUCUCGUGCGGUGAGAAUGCAUGCCAUCUCCGGCUUCCAUUCCUCGCUGACAGGGCGGCUUCUCAACAAAGGCCCCGGGUACCUUCGCAAGCAGAUGGAGGCGGGCACCCCUGGCAGGAAGAGCGCCGUGGAAAGGCUGGCAGAGGAUAAGGCCAAGUACGUGAAAAGUCAGCAGGUGAUCAGCACCAAGCAGGAGCCGGUCUCCGCCCUCAGCUCUGCUUCGGAGAGCAGUUGCGAGAGCAGCUCUGUGGAAAGUAAAAAAGCCAGCAACAACUUGGGGGAGGGGGAAAGCGUGCAAGUCGUGGAGCAGGUGAAGGCGGUGGACUCUGGCCCGGCUCCUCUGGAACACGGCCCCCCCAUUGCCAGGCGCAGCAGCUCCAAGAGGCAAAUCAGACCGGACUCUUUAGUGAUCUAUCGCCAGAAAUGUGAAUUUGUGAGGGGCCAAAGCAAUGAGAACAGCCGCGGGAGUUUAGUCAGAAGGCUGUUCCAGGGAUCCUUCAAGGACAAGCAGCUGGUUUCUGAGGCAUCCAGAGCCAUCCUCAAGGAAGACACCGCACCUACGACAGAAGGGCCUCUACUGAUUGAAGACGUGGGCAAUAAACUUGAUGUGGCAGGGCAGAACACAGCCCCAAGCACAGGGACAGCAACCGUUCUUGCCAGCAGAUGUGAGAACGCUCCCAAUCGGUCUGCGGUGCCUCCUGAAGUGAGGAGGAAAGGUCUGCACCGGUCCCAGUCGGACAUUAGUUCCCGAUACUCGAAAUCAUUCUCCGAGUUUGACACUUUCUUUAAGUACUGUGGCCUUGAGCCAGAAGUAAUCGAGGACCUCGGACAAGAGAACUUUUCCGUGGCUUCCGACAACGUCUCUUUCCGGAUCCGCAGCAUCAGCGUGGCAACGUCAGAGAGCGACUUCACCAGGCACAGUGGCGAUGAUGGGUUGCUGGAAGAAGAACUCACAGAGCAGGUCCCCACGGGCCUGUCAGUGAUUGAACGCAAUGCUCGGAUAAUCAAAUGGCUGUACACGUGUAAGAAAGCCAAGGAGAACAAAAAUGUGCUGCAGGAGUUGGAGUGAUGUCUUCCCUUCCCAAAAUGAAUUGCAGCUAAAACUGAAGUAUUCUCUGAACUAAUCAGAACACGAACUUGCAGCAGCCAUUUCUGCCAUUCUUCCUC